This is a messenger RNA of Arabidopsis arenosa, 1312 nucleotides long. Lineage: Eukaryota; Viridiplantae; Streptophyta; Magnoliopsida; Brassicales; Brassicaceae. The record is from the annotation of a GenBank genome assembly.
AACGUGUCGUUAAUUGCUUUCCUCUCUCUGCCACCUCUUUGUUUCUUUCCCUAUCAAUUUUCCUCAUACUCUGCCUCAGUCGCUACAACUCUGGCUCUUACUUUUAGCUUAAAAAAGGGAAAUAAAAAAUUUUAGGUGAAGACAAAUGGAUCUUGGAGGUUUGAUUUCUGGCUUGGUCUCAUCUUCAGUUUAUCUUAUGACCAGACCUUUCUUUUUCUGCAUAUCUGCAUGUGUGUUCUGUCUUAGAACAGCUCUUGUCACAACCUUUGUGUCUACUGAUAUGGUCACUUCUGCAAUUUGGUUCAACUUAAGUAUGCUCUGGAGAGCUGUGUGUGGAUCAAUCUGGGGAUCGGUUCUUCUUUUUACGUUCCCGAUUCGCUUUUUCGCCUCUAUACCAAGGGAAACACUGCUUGAGCAGAGUAUUUAUGAUUUGCGGUAUGAGGUAGAGAGUCUUGAAAGGAAUAGAAAAGAGAUAGAGGAGAAUCUCCGGGCAGCAAUAAAAGAAUACCGAAUCAUGGAACGCGACUUAGAUGAACUAGAAGAUGAAUAUGAUGAAGCUAUUUCCAAAAUAGAAAAGCUAGAGGCUGAGCUGCAAGAACUAAAGGAAGAAAAUCUACAAUUGAAGGAAGUUCAUGGAAAAGACUAUUGGAUCAAGAAAGGCAAAGUUAUUCCCAGUGAAGAACCAAGCGAAAUCCCUAGCAUACCGAAGCCGAAGAAUAUCCCUUAUGAAUCAAAGGGAAAAGCCGAGUUUACAUCGGUUAAAUCACCUCUUUAUCCGUUUGCAAAAUCGACAAUCCCAAAAGACGAAGAAGUGACACCAAGAGUCCUCGAUUUAGAGAGGAAAAUUGCGGUUUCAAGAAGUGUAUUCAGCGCGAUGCUCGCUCUAGUGGUGGGAAUAGUAAUGUAUGAAGCCAAAGAACAAGAGCUGUGCACUCCACUUUUAGGAGCACUCUUCACUGUGGUUGGUAUCUCUUUAAGAAGUGUGGUUCAGUUUUUCUCUACGGUUAAGAAUAAACCGGCUUUAGAUGCAGUUGCUCUCAUGAGUCUCAAUUGGUUUAUCGUCGGUACUCUUACUUAUCCGACUCUACCAAGAGUUGCUCGAAUUGUGGUCCCGCGAGUCGUUAGCACCGUCGGCUCGGUCUUCGCUUUGAUCCAUCGUGGCUCAGUCCCUGCGUCACUGGAGCUUGUAAACUAUGCUAGUUAAGUAAAAAAUCUUUUUAGUACUUCAUUCUGUGAAUGUAAUUAUUAGUCUAGCCAAACCGUACUGAACCGGGAUCUGUAUGUAUUUUGGUAAGAAAAUAUAAGUUUUUUA